AAUAGACAAAGUCCUAAGACUUGCUUGAAGACCUUGAAUAUUUCCCCUUCCAGUAUCAGUUCAUUCCCUCUGGUCUGCCUUUUCUCCAUAGAAGCUGAUUCUUGAGGUUUCACAGCAUUCUCCUGCUCUGUUCAGACUUCUGCGGUUUCUUUCGGGCACACACAUAACAUGGCAGAUAGAUACGUACACGGUAAAUCUUCUCUUAUUGCAAAAUGUUUCUGUCAAAUGAAAUGAUGAUUCUAGGACGUAUGAUCUGCUGUUUAGUUUAGAUUCCAAGCUCUACAGGGAAGCGUGUUCGAAGGAGACAGAGAACUUGCAAGGCACGGGAUAUACCAAAGGGAGAAAUUCAUAAAAGCAGACUUCCCAACUCACUGCAGUUAUGGACCAGUAAGCCUUGAAGACCCAUGCAAAUGGCAAGGUGUUAUUAUGGGGCCUCCAGGUUCUCCUUAUGAAGAUGGUAUCUUCUUUCUUUCCAUUGAUUUACCUGACGACUAUCCAACAAGGCCUCCCAUCAUCAAAUUCCUAACCAAGGUUUAUCAUCCAAACAUUGAUGAAAAUGGCAAUAUUUACAUUGACAUUUUAGAAGAAGAUCAAUGGAACCCAAUCCAAACCAUUGAGAGCCUAUUGCUCUCCAUAUGCUCACUUCUUGACGAUCCAAAUCCAGUGGACCCUCUCAAUCCAAGCAGCAAUCUCUUCAAAACAAACAAACAGGAAUUCAACAAAAUGGCGAGAAAAUGGACUAAGAACUAUGCUAGUGAUUUGUACAUAUGAGUGUCUCAAUCCCAAAGAAUACAUUGCCGGGAAAUUAUGGAAUGUGGUAAUGAAUUUUAAUUGGCUUCCCUUUCAUUUUAUUAUCACAAACAUGGUGCCUUAGACCACAGACUGGUCAAAACUUAGAUUACAGCACCCAUCAAUGACAUCUUUGUUUGUUACGUGGAAAAAAAAAAUGAAGAAAGG
Molecule: messenger RNA, 957 nt
Organism: Fragaria vesca subsp. vesca
Lineage: Eukaryota; Viridiplantae; Streptophyta; Magnoliopsida; Rosales; Rosaceae
Product: ubiquitin-conjugating enzyme E2 2-like
Exons: 3
Coding region: 427-771 (114 amino acids)
Biological process (GO): protein polyubiquitination
Cellular component (GO): nucleus
Molecular function (GO): ubiquitin conjugating enzyme activity
Source: RefSeq, a predicted model, not a curated record